CCUGCCCGGGACGCGGCGGAGCGGAGCCGAGCGGAGCGGAGCCGAGCGGAGCCAUGACUCACCAGACCGGCAUCCACGCCCAUUUCUCCAGUCUCCUGAGAGAACGCUGAGUUUUUCUCCAGUGCACACUUGCACCUCCUGUAGCUUCCCACCUUACAGCUGCAGGAAGCACUGCUGCAGCUGCCAGAAGUGUUCAUGGAGAUGUGGAUAAAGCUGCACCCACCCCAGGUGCCCAGGACACUGCUCCAUCCCAGCUCUGGUCCCUCCCUGAGUGAGUUACCCAUGCAGUGCUGUGUCUGUGCCAUGGAGGCUCAGCUCCCCUGUGUUCCCAAGCUGGCAUCUGACACUUGGAGACCCUUAGAAGCUGAGCUGAGAGCCCUGAAGCCCACAGGGGUCUGGCUGUGCUGGAGGAAGCAUGAGGGAUCUCAUGCAUCUUGGCCUCAGCAGAUCCACACUGGCUGUAGCCCAGCUUGGAUUUGUUUCUGGAUUGUUUGUUCCAGGAUUUUCCAGGAGCCCAUGUCUGGAGGCCACCACAGAGUUGAGGGACUUUUUUGCCAAAGCCCGAAAUGGUUCAGUCCGGCUCAUCAAGGUCAUCAUUGAGGACGAGCAGCUCGUGCUGGGAGCCCACAAGGAGCUGUCCCGGCGCUGGGACACCGACUAUGACACCCUGGUGCUGCCCCUGCUGGAUGAGCAGCAGCCCUGCUACGUCCUGUACCGCCUGGACAGCCAGAACGCCCAGGGCUACGAGUGGCUCUUCAUCUCCUGGUCCCCAGACAGCUCCCCGGUCCGGCUGAAGAUGCUCUAUGCUGCCACCAGAGCCACGGUGAAGAAGGAGUUUGGCGGGGGGCACAUAAAGGACGAGAUGUUUGGCACAGUGAAGGAGGACGUGUCCCUGAGUGGGUACCAGAAGCACGUGUCCUCCUGCUCUGCCCCCGCCCCGCUGACCGCAGCCGAGCAGGAGCUGCAGCAGAUCCGCAUCAACGAGGUGAAGACGGAGAUCAGCGUGGAGAGCAAGCACCAGACGCUGCAGGGCCUGGCCUUCCCCCUGCAGCUGGACGCCCAGCAAGCCAUCCAGGCUCUCAAGCAGAAGAAAAUCAACUACAUCCAGCUGAAGCUGGAUCUGGAGCGGGAGACCAUCGACCUGGUGCACACGAGCCCCACGGAGAUCUCUGAUCUGCCCAAGAGGAUCCCCCAGGACUCUGCUCGCUACCAUUUCUUCCUGUACAAGCACUCACACGAGGGAGAUUACCUGGAGUCUGUUGUCUUUAUCUACUCCAUGCCCGGGUACAAGUGCAGCAUCAAGGAGCGCAUGCUCUACUCCAGCUGCAAGAGCCGGUUGCUGGACACGGUGGAGCAAGAGUUCUGCUUGGAGAUAGCCAAGAAGAUCGAGAUUGAUGACGGGGCGGAGCUGACGGCGGAGUUCCUGUACGAGGAGGUGCACCCCAAGCAGCACGCCUUCAAGCAGGCCUUCGCCAAGCCCCGGGGGCCCGUGGGCAAGCGGGGACAGAAGCGGCUGAUCAAGGGCCCGGGCGAGAACGGCGAGGACAGCUAGAUCCCCGGGCAGGGCACGGACACCAUCCAUCCCUGCGGCGCUUCCCGCCCUCCUUCCGCUGACCUGGGGAGCUUUCCCUCCAUCUCAGCUCUUCUUUGGUUUUUUUACCUUUUUUUUUUUUUUUUUUUCCUGUUUCAUUCCUUUUUUAAACAUCUGGAUGGCUUGUUGCACCUGGGGCAGGGCGCUUGGGAGGGUUCAGGGUGGGUUGUCGCUGGUUCUGUUCCUCGUGUCCUUGUGCGAGCCCCGGGGCAGCAGAGCCGUGUCCCCAGCCUUGCUCCUGUCCCCCUCAGGGUCACAGCCACUGCCCUCCGUGUCCCCUGGGUGACUGAAGGACACACUCACCUGAAAGCUGCUCUAUGCAAAGGGAAGGGGGUUGGGGAUUCCUGUUUGAAAAGAGAAAAUGCUUCUUUCCCUGCCCGCCCCCAGCCUCCAGACUCUGUUCCCCUGUCCCACUCUAGGUGUGCACGGCCCCUCUGCCCCAGGCUGGAGUGAUCCCACACCCCCUCCGGGUGUGGGCAGGACCCCCUGUGGGGUGGGCUUUGCCUCCUGUGGGAUGGGGGCUUCUCCAUGCAGAGCCAGGCAGCGGGAGGUGGAAGUUCCCCACUGAGUCCUGAGCUCAGCCUGGACCUGGAGAAAGGUGACUCUGCCUUUGGGUGAUGUUUGCUUCUCCUUUUUGAACUGCUCCAGUAAGGUUUUCCCCCUCAGAAGGAGCUGCUACAACCCUGACUCAGCCCUGUCCCUGUUUAGGAUGGGAUCUGGGGGGUUCCUGAGCCCUGGUCCCCCAUCUCCAUUCCCCAGCCCUCACCAUUUCCUUACCCCCAGCUUCUCAGCUGGGUCUGUGGGCUGGGGCAGCCCCAUGUCUCAGUAAUCACAUGGGCUACUCCAGACCCUUGUGUGGGGGAGCAUGACAGCCCCUGUGUGCCCUGGGGGUGUCCCCAGCCACCAAGGGCCAUCAUCAGCUCCACGCUCUGAGCCUGGCACUGUGAUUUGGGCUGCACUGGGGGCUUGGGGGGAGAGCACCUUGCUGCUGGGUACCAGCGAGGGCUUGAGAGCCACCUGCCUCCCUAAGAGGAUGGCAAAGGGGCCAGUGAAACCUGCCCUCUGCUUUCCAGCUGUGGCAGUGAACGUCCAGAUGUUGCCUCGGUGGAGUCAGGGGGUUGAAGCUGGGAGGAGCAGAGCACACUGUACUGAACGCUGUAUUUUCUAAAGAAUAAAGUAUUUUUAAAACA
Molecule: messenger RNA, 2781 nt
Organism: Melospiza melodia melodia
Lineage: Eukaryota; Metazoa; Chordata; Aves; Passeriformes; Passerellidae
Gene: TWF2
Product: twinfilin actin binding protein 2
Exons: 10
Coding region: 416-1552 (378 amino acids)
Biological process (GO): barbed-end actin filament capping; positive regulation of neuron projection development; actin filament depolymerization
Cellular component (GO): myofibril; actin filament; cytoplasm
Molecular function (GO): actin monomer binding; actin filament binding
Source: RefSeq, a predicted model, not a curated record